Zingiber officinale is the source of this 1239-nucleotide messenger RNA. RefSeq lists its product as uncharacterized. NCBI's taxonomy places the organism in Eukaryota, Viridiplantae, Streptophyta, Magnoliopsida, Zingiberales, Zingiberaceae. Bases 62 to 619 code for a protein of 185 amino acids. The record is from RefSeq and is a predicted model, not a curated record. The transcript has 2 exons.
ACUACAGUUCUGAAAAUUUGACUGAGAACCUAAUUAUAAUAUGAAUGGUAGAUAAAAGGAAAUGAUGAAUUUGUGGUGGGUGAUACAGAUCAUGGCAGCUCGAAGGAACAAUGGCGAGUUGGGUGGUCAGAACAGUCAGUUCUUGAUAGGGUUGACAGCGCUUCUACAGGAGCAGAAUCAUGUUCAUGGAGAGCAAAUCCAGCAGUUGUUAAGAGCUAGAGAGGAUGGGCAUGCACUUAGUCGCUCAGCAGUCACUGCGAACCCGGUGUAUAGGCAGUUUAAGGAGCUUGGGCCAACGGAGUUUAAGAGCGCUACGGACCCACUUGUUGCUGAGGAGUGGAUACAGUCCCUGGAGACUAUCUAUGACUUCAUGCAACUCACAAAUGCUGAUAAAGUUCGGUGUGCCAUAUUCAUGUUGCGUGGUGAUGCACGUAUAUGGUGGGAAGGUACUCGCUCUUCAGUAGAUCUGGAUACCAUGACCUGGGAUGGCUUCAAGGAAAUAUUCUAUGGGAUGUACUUCACCACCGAUAGCAGGUCACGAUUAGCAAGGGAAUUUCCGGAGCUCCAACAAGAAGACAUGUCAGUGGCGGACUAUGUCAAGAAAUUUGAAAGGGGAUGAUACUUUGUGCCCAUGUUUGCAGGGCAACCGGCCGAAGAACUGAAGCACUUCAUAGAGGGGUUAAGAGCUGCGAUUAGGCAUGAUGUCAGGUUAAGCCGAGUUACCACUUACAGGGAGGCUGUCGAUCAGGCCCUGAUGUCCGAGAGAGAUCGGAACGAUAUGAUCAAAGAAGCACAAAAUAAGAGGGCGGGAUAUCCGGGAAGAGAUCAACAGGGACCAAGUGGUAAGAAACCUGUUACAGUUCAAACUCAGGGCAAGCAGCCACAGAAAUAGAACCAGACAUGGCAGCGACCCUGGGGACCCCGACCAGCAGAGGGUGCAAUUCCCAAGCCUGAAGAUAAAGCUCAGUGCCCCAAGUGUGAGAAAGUACAUGCAGGAUAGUGUCUGAUGGGUUCAGAUGUUUGUUUCAUGUGUAAGAAGAUGGGACAUUUUGCUAGAGAAUGCCCACUACUCAAGGAGCCAACCAAAGGACGAGUGUUUGCUAUGACACAGGAGCAGGUGGAUCUGGAUUCGGCUAUCAUCACAGGUGAGGGAGACAUAUCACAGGAUGGGAUGGAGGGAACGCAGAUGGGGUAGUCGAGGAGACCUGAUGGAUACACUGUACCAUCUAGAAGGCUCAG